Lynx canadensis (Canada lynx) is the source of this 789-nucleotide messenger RNA. RefSeq names its product cytochrome c oxidase assembly protein COX19. The coding region runs from base 26 to 355 and encodes 109 amino acids. The record is from RefSeq and is a predicted model, not a curated record. Gene Ontology annotation, cellular component: mitochondrial intermembrane space. Lineage: Eukaryota; Metazoa; Chordata; Mammalia; Carnivora; Felidae. Gene Ontology annotation, biological process: mitochondrial respiratory chain complex IV assembly. The transcript is spliced from 2 exons.
UCUCCGGGGCUCCGGCGCCGCCAUCAUGUCGACAGCCAUGAAUUUUGGGUCCAAGAGCUUCCAGCCGCGGCCCCCGGACAAGGGCAGCUUCCCGCUGGAUCACUUCGGCGAAUGCAAAAGCUUUAAGGAGAAGUUCAUGAAGUGUCUCCGCGACAAUAGAUUCGAAAAUGCUUUGUGCAGAAGUGAGUCGAAAGACUACUUAGAAUGCAGAAUGGAGAGGCAAGUACCUGCUGGCAAUGAACGACUUCUGGAACCUCCCAGCACUCCCAUGGAAACAUUUUUUUUUCCCCAAGAGGUCAUUGCAGCGGGCCUCCUUCAUCCCCCAGGUUCCAAGCCUUUGUCUUUGAGAACGUAGAGUGGCUCGCCCCUGGAACGGAGGCCUGCCAGAUUCAGUGGCACUGAAGGUUUCACAGUCAUGGGGACCCUGCGGAGAGGGAGCGCGUCUUACGGGGUUGCAUUCCUGAGUGUUUUCUCUGCACAUUUGGGAGCUGCUGACCCGUCAUUAAGGUUUCAGAAUCGUACAUCAUAAAAAUGCUGACGGAGUCAAAAGAUGUGCAGGUCGUGGGCACAGGGUUUCUUCCUCUCACGUUCUCAGACCAUAAAAAUACCGUUUGGUUCCACGUAGCUCAGCAGUGCCUGAAAUAUGACAGGGGAGACAAUGGGCCAUUCAGAAACGGUGAAACAUGGAGGUUUGUUCUGUCCUGACCAGAACUGACCAGCGCUCGCUUUUUUUUUUUUUUUUUAACGUUUAUUUGUUUUUUUUUGAGACAGGGAGAGACAGAGCAUGAA